Messenger RNA from Arvicola amphibius (Eurasian water vole), 4892 nucleotides. It is a transcript of the gene Dennd5b, whose product is annotated as DENN domain containing 5B. The record is from RefSeq and is a predicted model, not a curated record. Gene Ontology annotation, molecular function: small GTPase binding; guanyl-nucleotide exchange factor activity. The transcript is spliced from 22 exons. Lineage: Eukaryota; Metazoa; Chordata; Mammalia; Rodentia; Cricetidae. The coding region runs from base 689 to 4285 and encodes 1198 amino acids.
UGAAGGUGGUGUUUGUAAAGGAUACAUGUUACUGUUUGUGUUUUAUGUCUUUGUGAAAUUCUUUAUGGGGAUAAAUUGGUUGUGCCUUGAGAAGGUUGGUGGUUCCACAGGCAACAGAACAAUUAUAUUAAAAAUAACACUAUUGGCUGCUGAGUGGUGGCACACACCUUCAAUCCCAGAGCUUGGGAGGCAGAGGCAGGCAGAUCUUUGAGUUUCAGGCCAUCCAGGUCUGAGAUCUACGAGAGUCAGGGCUGUUACACAGAGAAACCCUGUCCCAGAAACAAAAAAGAAAGAAAAGCUGUUAUGACUUCAUUUAUUUAUCUUCUGCCCCAUUUAUAACUUGAUGUCUGGAUGAAGAUGUUACUAUUUUAACCUUGCACAGGCAGAAAUUCAUUAAAAGGGUUAAGCUAUCUGGGAUGCGGCCCGCUCCAUCUACUACAUUAGUGUUCACACAAACAUCUGGUAUCAGCUUAAGAACAUCAUUUAUCCAGAAGUCAACAAUUUUGACUCCUGAAUCCUGUGUUCCUCAUUCACAUUGACUCAUGGACAGGGUAACAUAUAUCUCAACUUUUGGUCAUGAGGUGAAAAUUUUGACCAGAGUCCUUUGAGAAGAACGUUCAAAUCGAAAGUUCUGGCCCAUUAUCCUCAGAGCAUAGAAUGGAACCCUUUUGAUCAAGAUGCAGUGAACAUGCUGUGCAUGCCCAAAGGGCUGUCUUUCAGAACACAAGCAGACAAUAAGGAGCCCCAGUUCCACUCGUUCAUCAUCACCCGUGAAGACGGUUCUCGCACCUACGGCUUUGUUCUCACUUUUUAUGAAGAAGUCACAAGUAAGCAGAUCUGCACAGCGAUGCAGACGCUGUACCAGAUGCACAAUGCUGAGCAGCACGGCAGUGUGUGCGCCUCGUCCUCCUGCAGUAUGGACUCGCUGGCAAGCAGUAUUGAUGAGGGAGACGCGACCUCUCUUUUGAAACUCCAGCGAUACAACUCUUACGACAUCAACAGAGACACCUUGUAUGUCUCAAAAAGUAUCUGCUUGAUCACACCGCUGCCUUUCAUGCAAGCCUGCAAGCAAUUCCUCCUCCAACUUUACAAGGCCGUCACCUCUCAGCAGCCACCACCCUUGCCCCUCGAGAGCUACAUCCAUAAUAUUCUGUACGAGGUACCCCUUCCGCCUCCUGGGAGGUCACUGAAGUUUUAUGGUGUUUAUGAGCCUGUCAUCUGCCAGAGGCCUGGGCCCAAUGAACUCCCUCUUUCUGACUACCCUCUCCGAGAGGCCUUUGAGCUCCUGGGAUUGGAGAACCUCGUUCAGGUGUUUACCUGUGUCCUUCUGGAGAUGCAGAUCCUUCUCUACUCACAAGAUUAUCAGCGCCUGAUGACUGUGGCCGAAGGCAUCACCACACUCUUAUUCCCGUUUCAGUGGCAGCAUGUUUAUGUGCCCAUCCUCCCCGCCUCUCUGCUGCAUUUUCUCGAUGCCCCUGUCCCUUACCUGAUGGGUCUUCAGUCAAAAGAAGGAACUGACCGGUCUAAAUUAGAACUUCCACAAGAGGCUAAUUUGUGUUUCGUGGAUAUUGACAACCAUUUUAUUGAAUUGCCUGAAGAAUUUCCACAGUUCCCCAAUAAGGUGGAUUUUAUCCAAGAGUUGUCUGAAGUUCUUCUCCAAUUUGGGAUUCCUCCUGAAGGCAGCCUCCACUGUAGUGAGAGUGCCACCAAACUGAAGAACAUGGUUCUGAAAGAUCUGGUUAACGACAGAAAGAACGGCAAUGUCCCCACCAGCAGCAUCAGCAUGUACGAGUUGAUGAAGGGCAAUGAAACCAUAGCCCGCCUCCAGGCUCUUGCUGACAGGACUGGUGUGACUGUGGAAAAAACGGACCUCUCAGCUUCUCUGACUGAAAAAGAAAAGGAUUUGAAAUUACAGUGUGAUGAGGCAGAAUUGAGGGACUACCAACUCAACGUACAACUACGAGAGGUCUUUGCCAGCCGCUUUAUACAGAUGUUUGCAGAUUAUGAAGCGUUUGUGAUUCAGACCGCUCAGGACAUGGAGGCCUGGCUGACCAACCGGGAACAGAUGCAGAACUUUGACAAAGCUUCUUUCCUCUCUGACCAGCCUGAGCCUUACCUGCCGUUUCUUUCACGCUUCAUUGAAACACAGAUGUUCGCCACCUUUAUUGAUAAUAAAAUCAUGUCUCAGUGGGAAGAGAAAGACCCUCUGCUUCGGGUCUUUGACUCUCGGAUUGAGAAGAUAAGGUUGUAUAACGUAAGGGCACCCACACCCACCCUGCGGACAUCUAUCUAUCAGAAAUGCAACAGUUUAAAAGAAGCAGCCCAGUCAAUUGAGCAAAGACUGAUGAAAAUGGAUCACACUGCAAUUCACCCACAUCUACUUGAUAUGAAAAUCGGCCAAGGCAAAUAUGAGCAAGGGUUCUUUCCAAAGCUACAGUCGGAUGUCUUGGCAGCAGGACCAGCCAAUAACAAUCGCUGGGUGAGCCGAAAUGCCACAGCACAGCGCCGGAAAGAACGCCUUCGCCAGCAUUCUGAGCACAUUGGACUAGACAAUGACUUACGGGAGAAAUAUAUGCAAGAGGCGCGAAGCUUAGGAAAGAACAUGAGGCAACCGAAGUUGUCAGAUCUCUCACCUGCUGUGAUUGCACAAACCAACUGGAAAUUCGUAGAAGGCUUAUUAAAAGAAUGCAGAAUGAAGACAAAACGCAUGUUGGUAGAGAAGAUGGGACAUGAAGCAGUGGAGCUGGGCCAUGGAGAAGCGAACAUCACUGGCUUGGAAGAGAAUACCUUGAUCGCCAGCCUCUGCGACCUACUGGAGCGGAUAUGGAGCCAUGGCUUACAGGUCAAGCAGGGGAAGUCUGCCUUGUGGUCACAUUUAAUUCAUUUCCAGGACAGAGAAGAGAAACAAGAGCACCUUACAGAUUCACCAGUUGCCCUUGGACCAGAAAGAAGAAAAUCUGACUCAGGAGUUAUGUUACCAACACUCAGGGUCUCUCUAAUUCAAGACAUGAGGCAUAUUCAAAGCAUGAGUGAGAUCAAGACAGACGUUGGCCGAGCCCGGGCAUGGAUGAGAUUGUCUCUAGAGAAGAAACUUCUGUCACAACAUCUCAAGCAGUUGCUCUCCAACCAGCUACUGACCAAGAAGCUUUAUAAGCGGUACGCUUUUCUACGCUGUGAGGAGGAAAGAGAGCAGUUCCUCUACCACCUGCUUUCCCUCAAUGCUGUGGACUAUUUCUGCUUCACCAGUGUGUUCACCACGAUCAUGAUUCCUUAUAGAGCAGUGAUAAUUCCAAUUAAAAAGCUGAGCAAUGCGAUCAUUACAUCAAACCCGUGGAUCUGUGUUUCGGGAGAGCUAGGAGACACUGGAGUAAUGCAGAUUCCAAAAAACCUACUUGAGAUGACUUUUGAGUGCCAGAACCUGGGGAAGCUCACCACUGUUCAGAUUGGCCACGAUAACUCUGGACUGUUAGCUAAAUGGCUGGUGGAUUGCGUCAUGGUCAGAAAUGAAAUCACAGGACACACAUACAGAUUCCCAUGCGGGCGGUGGCUGGGGAAAGGCAUCGAUGACGGGAGUUUGGAGAGAAUUCUUAUCGGAGAAUUGAUGACGUCGGCUUCAGAUGAAGACCUGGGAAAGCAGUGUCGGACUCCACCCCAGCAGAAGUCUCCCACGACAACCAGGAGACUCAGUAUCACCUCACUAACGGGGAAGCCUGCCAAGCCCAAUGCUGGACAGAUCCAGGAAGGGAUUGGAGAGGCUGUGAAUAACAUUGUGAAGCACUUCCACAAACCUGAAAAGGAGAGAGGAAGCCUCACAGUGCUGCUGUGUGGGGAAAACGGCCUGGUUGCUGCACUAGAACAAGUUUUCCAUCAUGGGUUCAAAUCUGCCCGCAUCUUUCACAAGAAUGUCUUCAUCUGGGACUUCGUAGAGAAAGCUGUGGCUUAUUUUGAAACUACUGACCAGAUUUUAGACAGUGAAGAUGAUGUACUCAUUCAGAAAUCAUCUUGCAAAACCUUCUGCCACUAUGUGAAUGCUAUAAAUACUGCACCCAGGAGCAUUGGGAAGGACGGCAAAUUCCAGAUUCUAGUUUGCCUUGGAACAAGGGAUCACCUGCUCCCACAGUGGAUUCCAUUGCUAGCAGAGUGUCCUGCCAUCACCCGAAUGUACGAGGAGAGCGCACUUCUCCGUGACCACAUGACUGUCAACUCCCUUAUCCGAAUUCUGCAGACUAUUCAGGACUUCACCAUAGUCUUGGAAGGAUCUCUAAUCAAAGGAGUAGACGUGUAACCAGCUGACAGAAACUCUUCAUCCUGCGCUGGCUUCUGGACCCUCCCCAGCUCUGGGACCUCUGGACUGGUCUGACCAUAGUGAGCACUGCCUGGGCGGUCAGUAGAAGCCCAGUUUGAACAAUCUCCACUCUGCACACGAGGCAAAGUGCUGUAUUGUAGUUCAUUUGAACCUGAAAUUUAGUAUAAAACAGAGUAUUUUCAUGUGUUAGAUGUGUGUAAAUAUGCUAUCUUUAAGAAAUUAUAUUACUCUAAUAAGAUACUUUUCUUAGAUUGAAUAUUCCUGUGACUUAAAAUAAGUAGCUUAAAAAUGUGUGUGGGGGGGGGAGAGCGGUGCUAGUAAGGAAGAAGCCAGUAAAUGUGUCCGUAGCGCAACCCUCCAGGUAUCACAAAGGAACCCAUGAUGCAUUGUUGUGAAGCAGCCGUCCGUCCUGGAGUUCUGUCCUGUGUGGUGAAUGUACACAGCUUUACACACUGUAUAAGAGUCCUCGUUUACCUUGAAGUUAAAACCACUUAAUACGUUUGAAUUACAAGUCACUUCUCCAGUUUGGGGAAAUGUUUUCAAUUGGUAAAACAUAUAAUUAAAGUAUUUUAAAUACCAGACUCCA